Aureobasidium uvarum is the source of this 630-nucleotide messenger RNA. Lineage: Eukaryota; Fungi; Ascomycota; Dothideomycetes; Dothideales; Saccotheciaceae. The record is from the annotation of a GenBank genome assembly.
AUGGCCUCACGGUCGGAGUCACCUGAGAUCAUUGUGACUCAUGCGGUUCUGGGUAAGCGCAAACGCGAAGUGUCAGAUCAGCUAGCCCGCAUCAAGGUCGAGAAGAACGAAGACCAUGAGAACGAAACGAUGCCUGAGGAGACGCAUGGUAUCGACAGCGACGACGACAGCGAUCUGAGCUCCGUUGCAUCAGACACCGAAGACGUGUCCGGAAACCCCGACAAUGAGCCCGAGCAGGGCGACAUCCUUNGGCAAGAAGCUGACGAAAAGUUUCCCNCCUGCGCUGCAUACCAUGAGAACGUCCAUGAUAUCUGUUCUCAAAUCACAACCAUUCUUGACAAGACAAUUGAGUAUCUUUCGGAAAUUGGUGGUCAGAGCGAAGGCCUUCAGAGAUUGCUGGAGCAAGCAAAGCAAACCAGAGAGUUUCCUAAUCCUAAAAUCCCAACCAUCGCACUCUUGGGUGAUGCAGGUGCCGGUAGGUCUGGUUCUGACGGAGUUUCGAAUGCAGCUGAUAUCUUUCCAGGAAAGAGCUCGCUCAUCAGUGCUCUGCUUGAUACGCCCCACAUUUCCAAAAAGGUAUUGUCAUUCUCUCACGUCUUGUGGUCCAUGGUUGCUAAUCAAUGGUUUUAG